This is a messenger RNA of Neoarius graeffei (lesser salmon catfish), 8362 nucleotides long. RefSeq names its product uridine-cytidine kinase-like 1. The transcript has 15 exons. NCBI's taxonomy places the organism in Eukaryota, Metazoa, Chordata, Actinopteri, Siluriformes, Ariidae. The record is from RefSeq and is a predicted model, not a curated record. Gene Ontology annotation, molecular function: ATP binding; kinase activity. The coding region runs from base 32 to 1675 and encodes 547 amino acids. Gene Ontology annotation, cellular component: cytoplasm.
CUUCGAUGACGUACACGCUUGCGCUCUUGCGAUGAAUGAGAACAUGGCGGUGUCUGUGAGCCAGUCUGAUGUCCAGAUGCACCAGAAAGCAGAUGGAGAUGAGGAUGAGCAACGCGCGAGCAGAUCAGACAGUGGCAGUGGUGAGGAUUCUCUUGAUGGCCUUCUGAGGCACACAUGCCCUUUGACCCCAUCACUGUCUCCACGAAAGAGGACCACAAGUCAGAGUAAAACAGAGCCACCUCUCCUAAGGACCAAUAAAAGGACGAUCUACACAGCAGGACGUCCACCCUGGUACAAUGUCACAGGGACCAGCUUUAAAGAGGCUUUUGUUAUAGGUUUGUGUGGUGGUAGCGCCUCAGGGAAAACCACGGUGGCCAAUAAGAUAAUUGAGGCUCUGGAUGUUCCGUGGGUCGUCCUACUGUCGAUGGACUCUUUCUACAAGGUGUUGAGCAAAGAGGAACAGGAGCUUGCAGCUAGGAACGAGUACAACUUUGAUCAUCCGGAUGCUUUUGACUUUGAGUUGCUUGUAACAGUCUUAAGGAAACUGAAGAAGGGCAAAAGCAUCAAAGUGCCUGUCUACGACUUCACCACGCACGCCCGUCGCAAAGAGUGGAAAACUAUCUAUGGCGCCAAUGUUGUAAUCUUUGAGGGAAUCUUGGCUUUUGCAAAUAAGGAGCUUUUGAAGCUGUUGGACAUGAAAGUGUUUGUGGACACUGACUCGGACAUUCGGCUUGUCAGACGACUGAAAAGGGAUAUUUCAGAGCGAGGUCGUGACAUCACAGGUGUUAUCAAGCAGUACAACAAGUUUGUGAAACCUGCAUUUGAACAGUACAUCGAACCCACUGUCCAGGUCGCAGAUAUUGUGGUUCCGAGAGGUGGAGAGAACUUUGUAGCUUUGGAGUUGAUCGUGCAGCACGUCCACAGUCAGCUUGAAAAGCGUGAAAUCACAGUGAGAUCUGCUUUGGCUUCAGCACACCAGGGUCAGCCUUUACCCAAGACCCUCAGUGUAAUGGAAAGCACGCCUCAGGUGCGGGGAAUGCACACGAUCAUCAGGAAUAAGGAGACUAACCGAGACGAGUUUAUUUUCUACUCGAAGAGAUUGAUGAGGCUCCUCAUUGAGCACGCCCUCUCCUUCUUACCGCUGAAGCCGGUGUCUGUUGAAACGCCCCAAGGGACGAUAUAUGAAGGGAAAAGACUCGGUGGGAAAAGGAUCACUGGAGUGUCCAUUCUGCGUGCAGGGGAGACAAUGGAACAGGCUUUGAUGGCAGUGUGUAAAGACAUUCGACUGGGAAAAAUUCUUAUCCAGACAAACCAUGACACUGGGGAGCCUGAGCUUCACUACCUGCGCUUGCCGAAGGACAUCAGUGAGGACUAUGUGAUUCUCAUGGACAGCACAGUGUCCACAGGGGCGGCUGCUCUCAUGGCUGUUCGAGUUUUACUCGACCAUGAUGUUGAGGAGGAUAAGAUCUUCCUGCUGUCUCUGCUGAUGGCUGAGAUGGGUGUUCACUCUGUAGCUUAUGCCUUUCCCAAGGUGCGCAUCAUCACCACAGCAGUGGACAAGAAAGUCAAUGAUGAGUUUCACAUCAUCCCAGGCAUUGGAAACUUCGGGGACCGUUAUUUUGGAACAGAUGCUCCUUCAGACUGGUACGAAAGUGAAGAAGGGAUGGACUACUGAGUCUUAGUUUUUAAAAAGUGAGAUUGUGUGAAAGAAAGAUGAAACAUUUCCAUAAUGCACCCAGUGCCACGCAAAGGUCAAUGUGUACAGUACCAGUCAAAAGUUUGGACACACCUCCUAAUUCAAUAUUUUUUUUUCUUUAUUUUUAUUAAAGGUGGGGUAUGAGAUUUUUUUCAGGAGUAUUUUUUACCAUCUUGCUUGAAAAGCUCCUCACACCCAUGUUGCAAGCAGUACAAUAGAAGGUUUGACCCAAAAACGAAAUAUUUUAAUCCAGUCUACAGUGUAAAAUAAAGGAAAAACGCCAUCCAAUCAUAUCGAGGUACCACCUCAAAAUGAUUGGAUACUGACACAUCAAUCAGACUGAAGCCCGCGAGCAGCCCGUCCCUUCUGUGUGUGUGUGUGUGUGUGUGUGAGAGAGAGCGAGCAGCCCCUCCCCCACCCGCACGCUGAGCAGAGAAAAAAGGGCAGCUUUCCCUCAGAGCGCUCCCUCCAAACAACGGGGAUUUACACGAAAACGGAAGGAGAUAUUCACAAAAUUAUUUCACAGUGAGCGCCACAAGGCUCUCCUGAACACACUGAUGUAAUUUUUUUUGUCUGUAGUGUAAAAAAUGAGGUCACUAGAGCGAGUUAAAAAUGAGUGACUUUUCUGAUUUUGCAGUCACAGCGUAGCCACGUUUAUAGGGGUGGAGACGCGGGGGGUGGGAGCAUGGCGAGGGCGGGCGUGUUUCUUUUCAAAAUAUGGCUUGCGGGAACCGUUAUUCCAAAAUCUCGUACCCCACCUUUAAUAAAGUCACUUCAUGUCUUAAAGUAAUGAUGGCUGUCGUUUCUCUUUACUUAGUUGAGCAGUUCUUGACAAUAUGGAUUACUACAGUUGUGGAAUAGGGCUAUUUACUAUAUUUUUAUUAUUUACUGUUUACUGUUUGAUCUUAAACACAUUAAGAAGGCAAUAAAUUGCACUAAUUAACUUUUGGCGAGACACCUAUUCAUUGAAAAGCAUUCCAGGUGACUCCCUCAUGAAGCUGGUUAAGAUAAUGCCAAUAGUGUGCAAAGCGUCAUCAAGGUAAAUGCUGGCUAUUUUGAAGAAUCUAAAAUAUGAAAUGUAUUUUGUUUUUUAACACUUUUUUUUUGUUUACCACAUAAUUCCAUAUAUAUAUUUCAAAUGUUUUCAUAGUUUUGAAGUCUUCAGUAUUGUUCUGCAGUGCAGACAAUGGUCAAAAUACAGAAAAACCUUUGAAUGAGUAGGUGUGCCCAAACUUUUGACUGCUACUGUGUUUUGACCCCAGAAUUAAGUGCUUUUAUGUUUAACAGAAGGUAAGAUUAGUUUCAGGAGUCUUCCUUCAAGAAUUAAGAGUGGCACCAUGCCGAUGGUUAAUUCUUAAUUCCUUGAAGGAUGUACUGGCCUGUUUGAUUUGAGAGGCUCUUCAGUGACCAGUUUUGUAGAAUGAAUGAACUCUUUGUUAAAGUUAAUUGAAUGAAUUAUCCAUUUCACAUGCUUGAAUUUUGAGAGGUAGAACAGCCUCUGAGGUAAAUCUUUGCAUAUGAAGAAAUAUUUUGCAGGGUAUGGCUUUUAAAGGGGAACUGAAGGCAAUUUUUUUAUCAUCAAAAUUCUAUUUAUCUCAUUUUAUUAAAUAUAGGAAUGCAUUUCUGACAGCUAUUUUGUCGCUGCUAUAGCAGGUUAUGAGUGUUUGAAAUAUGCUAUGUAAUAUAUCAGUCCAUAUGUCAAAGCGAUGGCCGUAAACGAGAUUCGUUGAGACCUGUGCGAGACUUCGUAGGACGGAAGUAAAACGUACAGCGGAAAUCAAAGUGACCAACAUCUGCCAACGUUGUCAAAAGAAUUGCGUGCCCUCUCGCGUGACGUAAUCAAGCUGGAAGUUUUGUUUGUUUUAAUAGCAAUCAGAAAAGUUUGAAAAAAGUAGGCAGUAAUUGUCAUUUAAACUCGUUUUUGUGCAAUAUUUCGUUUGGAAAACAGUUUUCAAAAUGGCAGCACUGACGCCUGGCUGACACUUCACAUUUCGAAGUCUCGCACAAGUCUCGUGAGGAUCACGCGGAUAAGUGACGCCUGCCAUGGACCAAACGAACUAAAUUCAACAUGGCUAAAAACCAAAACAGGCCGAUAAGUAUAAUAUUUAAUUGCCAUUAGUUGCCAAUACGAGUCACGAUAUAAGGUUACUAAAACCGAAAACUUAAUUGAAUAACACUUUAAUUAAGAAAUUGACUUUAGUUCCCCUUUAAUUGUUUGGGUUUUUUUCAUGUAUGCGUGAAUGUAUGUGAAGAAAAUAUUGUUGCUUGAAUUUUAAAAGGAAAUGUAUUCUAAAAUGCAAUUCAAAAGGAAAGUUGUUUUUGAUUGUCAGCUCUGAGCAGCGCUUAGAAAACGUACUUUUCUUUACUGCCAUUUUCAAGUAGAAAUUCCUGAACUAUUAUUUAAAAGUAGAUGUAAUGUAUUUAUUUUAUCUGUUACUCCAAAUGGCAGCACUGUGAAAAAGAUUGUUUAUAAAAUGGUGGAGGGAGUGUCCACAGUUGGCAGAAACCAUGCCGACAUCUGAAUUCUCAGUAUGUACUAAUGAUGGUUAAGUACUGUACUUACUACCCGACUGUUACUGUAGCACGUUCUAGGAGUAUAUGAGUGAGUAGUAAGGACACAAUUCGGACGUACUCCACUGCCAUCUUACCUGUCCUCUGACCUGGAUGUUCACAGAUGUUAUAUAGUACUGCGCAAAAGUCUUAGGCACAUGUAAAGAAAUGCUGUUAACCAAAAAUGGCUUAAAAAUAAUGAAAUGUUUCAACAUUAAAAAAAAAAAACAUUAUAAACAGCAGUAAGCCAUAAUAAAUGAAACAAAGUCAGUAUUUGGUGUGAGACGACCCUUUGCUUUAAAGUGAAUGUAAUGCCCCUAAACCACACUUUUUUCCUUAUACAAAGCAACAAUCAUUAUAUUGAGUGAUCAUGUGUUUUCAAACCAUAGCUGAUCCAAAAGGCUAUAAAUUGAUGGAAAAUCAAUAAAAUCAGCCGAUUUUCACGGAAUCUGCCGAGACUGAACCGGAAGAUCCCGAAGGGGUGCCUGACGUCGCACGUGUAACAAUCCAGGUAUCCAUUUUGUUCCUGUGUGCAGCAGUGGUUAGACCAGUCUCAAUAUGGAAUCACGUUUUGGAGAGAAUUCUAAUAGUGAUUGGGAUUCUUAUAUGGCGGAUGAAGAGGCAGAUGAUUAUCAAGGAUAUUCCGGAUUAAAUUGUUAUUUUUUUCAAGCCCCCAAAACGAGAAACUGCCAGUUCACUCAGUUCAUGACAGUCUUCCUCUGUAGCGUCUGUGAGAUAGAUAGAUAGAUAGAUAGAUAGAUAGAUAGAUAGAUAGAUAGAUAGAUAGACAGAUAGACAGACAGACAGACAGACAGACAGAUAGAUAGAUAGAUAGAUAGAUAGAUAGAUAGAUAGAUAGAUAGAUAGAUAGAUAGAUAGAUAGAUAGAUAAUGUGCAGAACGCAGUGGUUACCUUUCAUCAUGUUUUCCUGAACAAAACUAAAAACAAAUCGAAUCUUGCAAUAUUGCAAUCUGAGAGCAUUUAACACGUUUCAGUUAAUAAUUAAUAAUGAUUGCAUGCGUGCAUUUUUCUUCCUAUUAAAGUGCAUCAGAUAUGAUAAGAUCAGAUGUCGCGAGUGUGUAAUUGUUGCUCAUAAUCCUGUGUCUGGUGCACUGUGUGUGUGUGUGUGUGUGUGUGUGUGUGUGUGUGUGAGAGAGAGAGAGAUAGAUUGAUUAAUAGGGAAAUCGACAAACUGUCCAAAUGUCAUUUAUUAAAUAAAUCGGUUUCUUUUUGCUCCAGUAAUUCCCAUGUGGUUGUUCUGGUGGUGAUGAACACUUGAUGAUCAUCAGAUUUAUUAUUAGUAGGCGACACAAAAUCCGCCCGCUUCUUUUACACAAACUUCACCCGCUGUUGCUUUAGAUUAGUGUCAUUUCUCGGAAAUUCGUGAACUGAAUGUCCUGUUGUAUAUGGAUUUGAACAUCCAAACACAACGCAACACUUUCCCAUCGUUAUUUUUGUAAGAUUCCAACAACAAUAUCCAAUUUCAGCGAGUAAACAAGCACGGAGUCAGAUGAACCGAAAUGACCCAGAUAACCAGGGUUCCACGUGUGAUGUCAUGCGGGAUUAGCCCUGAGGCAAGGCUGCCUUUUUCUGGGAUCUGGACGCCGCAAUUUAUCGAUAGUUUUGUGCUUGAUGAUAAAAUAACAAAUAAUUAGUAUUAUUUUCCCCCCUGCUUUAUUAAUUCAUUUUGGUCAUUACUAAUGAUACAUAUUCAUUUUAAAGCAUCUUGCAGAACCAGCCACGGUUCUUCUGGACACUUUGACUGUCACACUUGCUUCUUAAUUUUGCACCAAAACCCUUCAUUAUGCUUUCUUUUUUUAAUCUGAAAAGUGGUUUCUUGUGUAAUAUGCUGCUCAGAUACAAACAUUUUUUUUUUCUGUAACAUUUAAUUUUGUGCUGGAAAACGAACGUUUGGAACUCUAAAAUGUUUUUGUACUGACUCGAUAAUGCAGAAGUCAUAAAAUAGAAAUCUAUAACAAAGUUUGUAUGGAAAAAAAGGGGUGCCUAAGACUUUUGCACAGUACUGUAUACCCAUGGGGGGGACCAAAAAAAAAAACUACCACCAUGUAUUUUUGCCAUUGCAGAAAUACAUUUAAACAAUUCCUGAUAUGUUUGUACACCACUGCAUCAACUGGCAUCAUUUUGGACAGCCGUCUUCUUUCUAGUAUUCCCUGGGGUAGUUUUCUUCUUCCAUUAUUCAGAGGCUCAAACUAAAUUAUGGGAUAGCAUAGUGUGGUACGUUUGCAUACUCCGGAUGUAGCAGAUCAUCCAGGUACCAUUCAACUAUUAUUAAAUGCCUACUGAGUAUUCAGAUGCUCUACAUACUGCUUUUUGUGUACUAGUAGUAUUGGAUGUAUGAGUAUUUGGAUGCAGCUCAUGUGUCAAUACAGUUACGUAUUAUGGCAUGUACAGCCAUCCUGAAAGACCUCUUAGUUUAUUCUGGGAUUUUAUUCUGUUUGGUCUGGCACAGCUACAGUGGAUUUGAAAAAAAAAAAGUUUACACACCCCUUUUAAAAUUGUGGAUUUUUGUGAUUUAAAAAAAAAGAGAGAAAGAAACCACAAUACAUCAUGGCAGAGCUUUUUCCACCUUUAAUGUGAUCCAGCAGCCAAUAACGUUCAAGUCAAAAAUAAAUGGAAACAUUUAAAGGAAAAACAAACCAAAAUGCUGUAAAUCACCUGGUUGCAAAAGUGUACACACCCCUUAACUAAUACUUUGUUAAAGCCUUACUUGUAAUAUAGCACUCAGUCUUUCUAGGUAAGAGCUUACAUCUUGAUUUGGCAAUUUUAUUCCACUCUUCCUGUAAAAAAGGCUCCAGAUCAAUCAGAUUACGAGGUGAUCUCCUGUGCACACCAUAGCUGUUUAAACAUCAUUCCACAGGGUUAGGAUCUGGGUUUAGAAUCACUCUGUUAAUGAUAACUGUAUAAGAAUUACUUCCGAACAUGGGUUUGAAUGGGAUUUGGUUCGUUCUGAGCACAGAAUGUUUUUUUGUUUUGUUUUUUUAACUUGGAUGUUGUAUCAUAUUAAAUGUGGAAAAGGAAUCCUGAUUUUUAUAUUUUUUUUCACAUAACAAAAACCAGUGAUUUUUAACAGGGAUGUGUCUGCAUUUUAUACCCACUGUAUACUUGAGUGUAUUUUAUUUAAUUUUUUUAAUGUUGCCACCAAAAGCUACGCAAAUGUACAAGUUACCAUUGUUGAUAUGUGAGUGCAUGUAUGAACUUCAUUUAGAUCCCCAAACAAAGAAGCACAAAAGUAACAAAACCUAUUUUUCUAGUGAUGCUAAAUGCUGAGCAAAAUACUUAAGCAAAGCAGAUUCAUAACAAGUAAACAAGAUUACUUGUAUCCACUGGAGUUCUUUCGAUACUUAAAAUUACAUAGAAACAAAACGUAGUGUGGUUCAUUGCUCAGAUCCAUAUGUGUUGAAGUAGGAGGAUUGUCAGGAAAUUAACCUCUUGUGAUGCUUUUAACUGUGCUUUCAAUAAUUAAUGAACAUUGUCGUAGAGGCUGGUUCUUUAGUUUCCUUGAUGGUUUCAACAACAUUAAAGGGAUACCUGAAACCUUUUGUAUUCUCCUCAUGUAUCCCUAAAAUAUGUCAUGCACCUUGAUAUUCUAUCCUUUAUACCUUAUAUCAUUGUGUUCUACAUUUAUUAGGCAUAUAAAAUAUGCAAUCAUAAAUCAUGGUACAUUGUUUUGACAGCAGAAGAUGCAAUAAUGGGAGUGUACAUGACUUCAUCCUAGGUGGAAGUAACACAGCUCUAAUGCUGCGAAAACACAAAAACAUCUAAAAUGGGAAAGAGAUGUUGUGUGAUUGUACAAAUAGAGUUAACAAGAAAUCCGAGCUUUCUUUUUACAGGCUGCUGAAAACUAACGAAAAGAGAAGAAAAUGGAGGUAGUACAAAUGUUCAUAAAAGUUUAAGACCCAUUUGUUAUUAACUUUUUCAUUUUCAAUAAAAGGAAUAUUUUAACUAACAGGCUAUUAUACAGGGUGUUUCAAAAAUUUUAUAUUAUUUGAGAUGUAAAUAUCCCAGAACCUACAUAGUCUAGGCCAGGGCUGUGAAAAAUCUGCGGAAUUGAUCGCAAAAAUACCAUUUUUAUAAAUCGUGUAUUUUUGAAAAAAU